Blepharisma stoltei is the source of this 705-nucleotide messenger RNA. The record is from the annotation of a GenBank genome assembly. Lineage: Eukaryota; Ciliophora; Heterotrichea; Heterotrichida; Blepharismidae.
AUGGAAACAAAUGGACAUCUUCACAGCUCCCAUACCGAGCAUUCGAUGCUGAUGCAAAUUAAUUCCCUUCCGCUGCAUCCUAUGCUCAUCACAAAUGACGAAGCUUGUGAAAAAACCUUCGAGUCAUAUUUAAUUCAGUUGGAAAGUUACUUGAAAGUGAUCUUAGAGCAAGGGAAAAAGAUUAACGAAGACUUAGACGAAACUAUUACGCAACUUCAAAACGCAAAUCCCCACGGGACAACCCUUCAAGACGAAUCAAAAACUGACAUCGAAAUCGUUAAAUCUCUGAGGUCUAGCUUUAUUUCAGUACCUGAACCUCCUUUUUCAAUAAAAUUAUCCUCCGCCAUUGGCCAAGUUAUUUAUAAGAACAAGCCGUUUUCAUUGAAAUUAAAAAUUUCAAGCCAAAAUAGCUGUGAACUUGGAAAGGUUUCUUUGAAAAUCAAGGUUUACACCUAUGAGCUGCCACCAAAGGAAAUACUGUUCUCUACAAAGGGAGAAGCCAUUCUGGUUAAUGCAAGAACUAAGGAGCUGGACAGCCCAAAAAGCAUCAAAUUUAAGCGUGUCAGCUUCACAGAAGUCUCAAGUCGUUACCCAGGAAAAAAAGUAAUCAUGUUAAUUUUAGCUGAUGGCAGAAGCGAUAUCACACCUUUGAUAAUUGAAGGCAUCCAGGUAAAAUCUAGAAUGCCCAAUCAAUUGGCAGCUUAA